Toxotes jaculatrix (banded archerfish) is the source of this 1546-nucleotide messenger RNA. RefSeq names its product capping protein (actin filament), gelsolin-like b (gene capgb). Gene Ontology annotation, biological process: actin filament severing; actin polymerization or depolymerization; barbed-end actin filament capping. The coding region runs from base 140 to 1174 and encodes 344 amino acids. The record is from RefSeq and is a predicted model, not a curated record. Lineage: Eukaryota; Metazoa; Chordata; Actinopteri; Toxotidae. The transcript is spliced from 9 exons. Gene Ontology annotation, molecular function: phosphatidylinositol-4,5-bisphosphate binding; actin filament binding. Gene Ontology annotation, cellular component: actin cytoskeleton; cytoplasm.
GGCAGGAAAUGUCUUGUGAGUGUGAGAGAGAGAGAAAAAAAAUUGUACGUUUAGGGACGUGUUUCCCGUUGCAUGACUGCUCGUCUCUCCGCUCUCUGCUCAGACGUGUUGUGUCCCACUGCUAACUCACUUUCCAAGUAUGCUCCCCUUCCAGGCAGCACCAGGUCAGUUCGGCCCAGAGGUCCGGGAGCCGGGCCUCCGAGUGUGGAGGGUGGAGAAGAUGAAGGCAGUGCUGCUGGACCCUUCCGAGGUGGGAGCCUUUUACAACGGGGACUCCUAUCUGGUGCUGGAGAACCGCGGCGAGCUGGGAGCCGACCUCCACAUGUGGAUAGGUGAGAAGUCGUCUCGGGAUGAGCAGGUGGCGUGUGCCAUGCUGGCCACCCAGCUGGACAACUUCCUGGGCGGCGACCCCGUUCAGCACAGGCAGGUUCAGGGCUACGAGUCCUCUGAGUUCAUGACGCUCUUCCCCAGAGGUGUCAGCUACAAGGAGGGUGGUGUGGAGUCGGGCUUCAGGAGGCCUCAGGGCUCGGGGACGGUGCACAGGUUGUAUCAGAUCAAAGGGAAACGCAACAUCCGUGCCAAGGAGGUGGAGCUGUCCUGGAACAGCUUCAACAAGGGAGACUGCUUCAUCCUGGACCUUGGGGAGACGAUUGUGUCAUGGAUCGGCUCUCAAGCCAACAUCUUCGAGAAGCAGAAAGUGCGUGAGAUCGCCUCGCUGAUUCGUGACACCGACAGACACGGCAAAGCCCGAAUUGUGGACGCCAACGAGGGGGAAGAGCCUGAAGAGAUGCUCAAGGUCCUGGGACAGAUGCCAGCCCUGGCAGAGAGCACGUCAGAGGAGGACAGCAAAGCAGAUGCCUCCAACUCUGCCUCUCUCUACAAGGUGUCCGAUGCGACAGGUUCCAUGACCAUGACCAAAGUGUCAGAGAAGAGUCCGUUUGCCCAGGACCUGCUGGUCCGUGACGACUGCUUCAUCCUGGACAACGGCGCCAACGGAAAGAUCUUCGUCUGGAAAGGUAACGGAGCGAAUGCUGAGGAGAAGAGGGUGGCCUUACAGAUGGCGGACAAUUUCAUCGAGCAAAUGAAAUAUCCCAGGAUGAAAACACAGGUGGAGAUUCUGCCUCAGGGGAAGGAGACCAUCAUCUUCAAGCAGUUUUUCAAGAACUGGAACUAAAACAUUUCAUGGGAACAAUUGACAAACCCUGCACUCAAGGAGAAGCCGUGGAUCUGAAAACAGACAGCAUCUCAUACAAAAAUAGAUUUCAUUUUUUUUUUAUAUACACAGUUACUUGUAUGUAUAUGUAUUUGUAAGGUACCUUGCUGACAGAACACACUGUAGUUUGUUUUUGGCCUUUGGUAGAAUCAGAGAUGUGAUGCCACUUUUAUAAAUGCAAACAUGUUUCUUCUGCUCAGAGUAUAGAGAUAUAAAGAGAUAUAAAAAGAACCUUAAGUAAAUGAGUUUGAUUUUUUUCUUUUUUACAUUUGUUCUAGUGUCACAGAUUUGCCUGCCUUUGAAAAAUAAAUCUGAAACUGCUUGCUACUUGCA